Messenger RNA from Notolabrus celidotus (New Zealand spotty), 3984 nucleotides. Its product is annotated as phosphatidate phosphatase LPIN2-like. Gene Ontology annotation, cellular component: nucleus; cytosol; endoplasmic reticulum membrane. Lineage: Eukaryota; Metazoa; Chordata; Actinopteri; Labriformes; Labridae. Gene Ontology annotation, biological process: fatty acid catabolic process; triglyceride biosynthetic process; cellular response to insulin stimulus. Gene Ontology annotation, molecular function: transcription coactivator activity; phosphatidate phosphatase activity. The transcript has 20 exons. The record is from RefSeq and is a predicted model, not a curated record. Bases 136 to 2949 code for a protein of 937 amino acids.
CUGCAGGGUCACGUGGUCGGCUUCAGCUCAGCAGAGAGAGAAAGAGAAAGAGGAUUCAACAAAGUCCCGGCGGAGGAAGUGAAGGAAGGUGCGACUGCCUGCGGGCGAGCCUCUCUUCUCUGGCAGGUGGACACCAUGAACUACGUCGGGCAGCUGGCGGGCCAGGUGCUGGUGACAGUGAAAGAGUUGUAUAAGGGGAUCAAUCAGGCGACCCUGUCGGGCUGCAUCGACGUGAUCGUGGUCCGUCAGCCUAAUGGGACGUUCCAGUGUUCCCCUUUCCACGUCCGCUUUGGAAAACUUGGGGUGCUGCGCUCCAGGGAGAAAGUAAUUGAUAUAGAAAUCAAUGGAGAACCUGUGGAGCUCCACAUGAAGCUCGGAGACAAUGGAGAGGCCUUUUUUGUCCAGGAGACAGAGCAGCACAAUGAGAUCAUCCCGGCCCACCUGGUGACGUCACCGAUCCCCACAGAGGAGGAAAUGUUUUGGAGCAGAGAGCCCAGAUGUGGAGGAUCAGCAGCAGCAGAGAACAGUCAGCCUGUGAGUCCAGAAGAGCCGGCCUCUGGAAACCUUCCAACCUGCUCCACCUCAGCUGGCAAGAAGAGGAAGAGACGCAGGAGGAAGCACAAAGCCGAGCCACGCAAAGAGGAGCAAACAACAGCAGAGCUGGAGCUGUGUGAGCUCAGUUCAGAUGAGGAGCACAACAUGCUCACUGGGAGGACAUCUUCACUUUCCAUGAUGAAGGACAACAUGGACCACAGGCAGCACUCUCCCCUCACUGCCCUCGAAUGGGACAGUUACCCUUUCUCUGAUGGAGACUGGUCCCCCUGCACCAACAGGGAGAUGUCGGAUCCCUCGUCGCCCAAGAGUGACUCUGAGCUGAUGGUGAAGCCAGCAGAGAGCAUGCUCAGGGCCGAGUCCCACAUGAGAUGGAGCUGGGGAGAGUUUCCAGAAUCAACCAGGGUUAACAAAAAGGACAAAUCCGAGCCAAAAACGCUGACCAUUACUCCCUCAGAGAGCACACAUUUCAGGGUUAUUUUGAGCACAGAAGCCAUGGAGGAAGAGUCCACAGAGGGAGGGAGAACCACAGAUCCCAUUUGUAGUAUUGUGAAACCAGAGCCUCGGACCGCCAAAGCCGAUCAGUGCAGCUACAAACCACAGCCUCCAGGAGCCUCGUCUCUUGACAGAGACAUCACCAAGCUUAACCUUUCAGAUUUAAGUCAGAGCGAGAUUAUAACCUCAGAACUUCAUGCCAGUGACUCGGAACACAGCACAAAGACUGCACACAAGACCAGAUGGAAGUCAUCGCCUCCCAAUCGCAGGGACAGCUGCUCUGCUGCCAGUGGAGGCACGAACACAGACUUGACUGCAACUUACCCCGACACAAAAACCUCAUCCAAACUGACCGACUCCCCCAACAAGAGGCGAAGUGUGAGGAAGAGGAGCCAACAUCAGGGACCUGAAGACAUUUACCUGGAUGACCUGACUGCACUAGAGCCUGAUGUUGUUGCACGAUACUUUCCAAAGAGUGAGUCUGAGCAGGUCCCUAAACACUGGGUGGAGAUGGGGCGCAGUUCUGGAUCACAGUCCCCUCAGUCUGUUGGCAGCGCAGCAGCAGACAGCGGCACAGAGUGUCUGUCUGACUCUGCUGGUGACCUCCCUGACGUCACCCUGUCGCUGUGCGGAGGAGUAGGCGAGAACUCAGAGAUCUCUAAAGAAAAGUUCAUGGAGCACAUCAUCACUUACAACGAAUUUGCAGAGAAUCCAGCCAUAAUCGACAACCCCAACCUGGUGGUUAGAAUUGCAAACAGGUAUUACAACUGGACCCUGGCAGCGCCACUAAUCCUCAGCAUGCAGGCUUUUCAAAAGAACUUACCAAAGGCUACAGAGGAAGCCUGGGUGAAGGAGAAAAUGCCCAAAAAGUCUGGACGCUGGUGGUUCUGGAGAAAGAGCAGCGUGAAGCAGUCGUCAUCAGAGGCCAAGUCAGAGAGCCAGGAGCCUCUGAGCAGUGACAGCCCUGCCCUUCCCCGGGCCCCUGAAACACAACAGAAAGCAGCAGAGUGGUCCAGCGAUGACGAGACCAAAGAGCUGAAUGCUGUGGCACCUGCUCAGAAGCCUACUGAGCAUGUGCAGAGUGAAAACCCUGCUGCUGCACCCUGUCACUCUUACAAGAAGUCUCUCCGUCUAUCGUCUGACCAGAUAGCUAGUUUGAAGCUAAGAGAGGGGCCAAAUGAUGUCACUUUCAGCAUAACCACUCAGUACCAGGGGACAUGUCGCUGCGAGGGAACAAUCUACCUGUGGAACUGGGACGACAAAGUCAUCAUCUCUGACAUCGAUGGAACCAUCACCAAGUCAGAUGUGUUUGGUCAGAUCCUGCCUCAGCUCGGGAAGGACUGGACUCAUCAAGGCAUCGCUAAGCUUUACCACUCAGUGCACGAGAAUGGAUACAAGUUCCUGUACUGCUCAGCACGAGCAAUCGGCAUGGCAGACAUGACUCGAGGAUACCUGCACUGGGUGAACGACAGAGGGACCCUCCUGCCUCAGGGACCCCUCAUGCUCUCCCCAAGCAGCCUCUUCUCUGCCUUCCAUAGAGAGGUCAUCGAAAAGAAGCCAGAGAAGUUCAAGAUCGAAUGCCUCACAGACAUCAAGAAUCUUUUCUUCCCCAACACGUUCCCCUUCUACGCAGCCUUUGGAAACAGAGCGAAUGACGUGUUUGCCUAUAAGCAAGUGGGUGUGCCCGUGUGUCGGAUAUUCACAGUCAAUCCCAAGGGGGAGUUAAUCCUCGAGCAAGCCAAAGGCAAUAAAACAUCAUACAGCCGGCUGAGCGAGCUGGUGGAACAUGUUUUCCCCUUACGAAGCUCCCAACAAAACGCCACCUUCAGCUGCCCGGAGUUCAGCUCCUUCUGUUACUGGAGGCAGCCCAUCGCUGAGCUGUGUUUAGAGGAGCUGCUGUGACUCAAACUCAAGUGAAUGUUUUCAUGAAGUACUUGAAUUCAAAGGAACUCAGAGCAGUCUUCAUAUGCACUGGUUUAAUACUGAUCACUUGUUGUAAUGCCACUGGAGGAAUUUGAUAAUGUCUGAAAUAUGUUCUAGUUUAAUGUAAGUUUGGUUUGUUGACAAGCUCCAUAUCUGCUCAUUUAGGGAAUUUUCCCAUCAUGCACUUGUAGAGUUCUCUUUGAGUUUUAGCUCCAAGUGUAUUUGAAAGCCUUGGAGACAUCAGUUGUUCUUAUCACUUUGGCAGUUUUGUGUUGCAAUGAAAGGAGAUUUGUGCUGCAGAAGCACUCUUUCAUGUCUCAAGGGUUCAACAGCUGUUUGAGAACAGGUCACUGUUUAGUAUGAAUCUAAUAAACUGCCUGUACUCUGCCUUUGCUCCCUGACUUUGGAGUUCUAAAGAAAAUUUCAAGUUAAUAAUAUUUGUCAAUUAAGGCCUUACAUAGUCUAAUGCAGUCUUUUUUAAGUUGUGUGAAUGUAACUUUGUUUGGUUUUAAAGCUUGAGGACAUUUUGCACUUUUAUGUCAAGAAAAACAACAUAAAUGAUUUUUUUUAAGUUUUAAGAUUAUUAGUAGACAGUAGAUUUAAAGCACUUUCUGAACUUUGGAUACUGCCGGGCUUGGUAGUACGUCUGUUUUCCAAAAUUCAGAUAAUCAGAAUUGAAGUAGAAAACUACUUUUGAUGAUAUUUCAGCAAAUUUCUGCUAAUGUUUUGGUCAGAUUUGUAAGAUUUCUCCCUCAUAAAUACUGCAGUAUCUACAUGUCCAGCUUUUUUUCCACUCUGUAUCAACUGUUGGUAAAAUGAACUGAUUUCUUUCUAUGAAAGUGAUUCUCUUUGUGUGAAUAGAGCACACAGUGUUUCUUGAGUUUUUGCUGCUUCAAGUCUUCAGUUGAUUGUUGUGAUUACUUUAUGGUAAUCCAGAUUACAGUUUCAUCUAACAGUGUGAGCACAAAGUGUGUUUGUGAUGAGUGAAAAUAAAACUGUGCUUAACUGUUUAAA